This is a messenger RNA of Notechis scutatus (mainland tiger snake), 1356 nucleotides long. RefSeq names its product HOP homeobox (gene HOPX). Gene Ontology annotation, molecular function: DNA binding. Gene Ontology annotation, biological process: cell differentiation; regulation of transcription by RNA polymerase II. The record is from RefSeq and is a predicted model, not a curated record. NCBI's taxonomy places the organism in Eukaryota, Metazoa, Chordata, Lepidosauria, Squamata, Elapidae. Gene Ontology annotation, cellular component: nucleus.
AAGCUGACUGCCAAACCUGAAUUGCCAGCAGGGAAAGGGACUAAGCAACCGCUUUAAGUUUCAGCCUGUCUGUGGUGCAGGUUUUUCAAGUCACACACACACCUGCCUGUCACACACACACACACACACUUACUCUCUCUCUCUCUCUCUCUCUCUCUUCCCUCUCUCUUACUCUCUCUCUCCCUCAUUCAUACACACUCACACACAUCUAGGGAUAAAGGUGCUGUCUGAGUUUCCUGCCUCUGUAGAUAUCUUCACUGAGGACCUUGACUUUCCAGAGAAGAUCUCCUGAGGGCCAGCUCUCUGUUUGAUACCAAACGUGUACAAAGUGAACAUGUCCACGGAAAAGGCUAUCAGAGAAGAUCAGGUGGAGAUUUUGGAGUACAACUUCACCAGAAUCAGCAAGAACCCUGACCGUGCCACCCUUGACCUCAUUGCUGCUGAGGCAGGGCUAUCCGUAGAAGAGGUUCUAGAAUGGUUCAAGAAGCGCCUGGGAGAGUGGAGGAAAUCGGAAGGGCUUCCUUCAGAAUCCAGGUCUGUCAGAGAUUGACUAAAGCCUCCCCUUUCGGAGACAUCCCUGGAAAAUGGACAGCACCUCAGUUAUUGCUUUCUCUGUGGAAUGUUCCUGUCAAAAAUAUUUUUUCCUAUUAUUUAACCUACUGCUUAUUUAAAAUGUAUAUACUAUAGGUGGAAAAUAAGUAUAUGAAAUUAUGCUGAUUGUAAUGUUGAUGUUUAUGAAACUUACAAGGAAAAGUCUACACACUGUGCCUAUUGCAAAUACAGUGAUAACUUAAUGGAGUGGGUCUGGUUUAAUAUUUCCAUUAAUUCCAGUAAAAUUAAUAGGAAGGAGCAAUAGAUUGGAAUAUGCUUUUCUUACCUACUAUACUCUGAGAAAUAGCUUCAGCACCAGAGUCCAGGAAAGCAAUAUCUAGAAUCCAUUAGCAUCACAUAGAAACUAGAUUUAUAAAGAAGAAGUUUGGGCAUGAUCAAUCAUGUGGUGUUUGUGAAGGCCUUCAUCUGCACACAAACAAGAGAACAAGCUCCAUCUUGCCUGAGACCAUAUUCAGCUCCUAUGUACACAGAAAACUCACACAAUCCAUGGUGAAUUCAGGGCACACAUACCAAUGAACACUGUGAAAGAACCUUCUGCAAUCUUGAGUGGUGUAUAGUAUCAUGAGUCCUGCUAGUGCAGCUUGGUUAUAGUCAGAUCAUGUAAAAAUCCAGCUAGCCAGCAAGUGAAGUAGAGGUAGUUCUUGACUUACAAUCUUUCGUUUAGUGACUGUUUAAAGUUAUGACGGCACUAAAGAAAGUGAUUUAUGAUCAUUUUUCACACUUAUGCCUGUUGCAGUACUGCAU